AGGCAGCAGCACAGACACCCCCUGUCCCAUCAGCUGCCUUAGUGGAACUCGGGGGGAGACCCCUGCCAUGAGCCCCCCCCGAGCUCCCCACGGGGCAGGAACAACAGCAGCCGGGCUGAGCACGUGGAGCACGGCCGGUGGGGGGCAUCUGGCUCGGACGCCCCCCCCAUCCCCUUACAGCCACGCCGGUUCCCUGCCCCCCUCGGUGCCAGUCGUCCCCCCCCGCGCUGCUCAGCCCUGGGAGGGGGGGCCAGGCCAAAGGCCGAUGCAGCUGCUCCUCUCUUGCCUACACUCAGAGCCCCCCCUGCUGGGAGGAGCCCCCCCAUCCUCACUCCCAUGCCCAGGUGCCCAUGCCCCUCCCACCAGCUUCCCCCAUCAGGUGGCUUGGGUCAGCACCAACCUUCCCCGCCGAGCCUUCAGCCCCUUUGCAGUGAAGUAGCCCCCCUCUCUUAUACAGAUGGGGAAACUGAGGCACAGAGUGCCCAGGGCCAGCCUAUCACUCUCAGCACUCACUGGGCACAACUCCCCUUGUGGCACCGAGGCCAGGGGCUCGACAGGGACCCCAUGAGGAGUGGUGGCUGGACCCUGGGGUACAGGGGAAUUGGGGGCAUCCAGGGAGCCCCUCACUCCCCUCCCCUGCGUUCAUUGUUGUCCAUUUCAGGCCUCACUCCCAGUCCCUCCGUGCCCACAGCACACUCAGCCGAGGGGCCCCACGCAGGGAGAUCUCUGCCAACGCCUUUGGGCCCUAGGUUCACCCUGGGAAGGCCAAACCCAGGCAUCUGGCUGCCCCGUGGACCCAGCAGCUCACUCCCUGCCGAGGAGGCUGGCUGCGGGGCGCUGACCAACGAGGGACGCCAGAGGUGCCAGCUGGCAUCCCGCUGGCCAGGGCAGAUGAGUGGGUUCCUGGCCCAGCCUGGAAGCCUGGCUAUGCCGAGUGAAGAUCACAGCCAAACUCCUCAGGGGCAACCCCCCAACAUCCCCCAGCUCCCCCUGCCCCAGGAGCGUGGCACUAACGCGGCCUUGUGCCCCUCUCCACAGUCAAUGACAAGCGGUACUGCGAGUUGGGCUUCAGUGCCACCAUCACCCACGCUGGCAGGCUGGUGCUGGGUGCCCCGGGAGGAUACUACUUUGUGGGGCUGAUCUACGCGGC
Chelonoidis abingdonii (Abingdon island giant tortoise) is the source of this 1150-nucleotide messenger RNA. Lineage: Eukaryota; Metazoa; Chordata; Testudines; Testudinidae. The record is from RefSeq and is a predicted model, not a curated record.